AUGGAUGUUGUGAACGCCGAGCAGGCUCGCAUAGCCGAAGAAGCUGGUGCCUGCGCCGUCAUGGCUUUGGAACGUGUUCCUGCCGACAUUCGUGCCUCAGGAGGCGUUGCGCGGAUGAGUGACCCGAGCAUGAUCAAAAAAAUCGUCGAUGCCGUCACGAUCCCCGUCAUGGCGAAAGUGCGGAUAGGACAUUUCGUCGAGGCACAGAUCCUUCAAGCUAUUGGUAUCGACUAUAUCGACGAGUCAGAGGUUCUCACACCUGCUGAUGAGGAGCACCACAUCAACAAGCACGCGUUCAAGGUCCCUUUCGUUUGUGGUUGCCGGAACCUCGGUGAAGCGCUCCGUCGCAUCUCUGAGGGUGCCGCUUUCAUUCGCACAAAGGGUGAAGCGGGCACUGGCAACGUCGUAGAAGCCGUGCGGCACCAACGUGCCGUCAUGAGCGAAAUCCGCAAGGCGAGCGUCAUGACCGAGGAGGAGCUCUAUACCCUCGCGAAAGAAAUCCAGGCACCCUACCACUUGGUCAAGGAGACUGCACGUCUGAAGAGGCUGCCUGUGGUCAAUUUCGCGGCCGGUGGUAUUGCGACCCCGGCUGACGCUGCGCUCAUGAUGCAACUUGGUUGCGACGGUGUUUUCGUCGGCUCCGGCAUCUUCCAUUCUGGGGAUCCCGCGAAGCGUGCUCGGGCUAUCGUGCAGGCCGUCACGCACUUCAACAACCCCAAGGUCUUGGCGGAGAUUUCCGAGGACCUUGGCCCUGCCAUGGUUGGAUUGACCAUUGACGAUAACUUGAAGGGCGGGAAGCUCGCUGGUCGCGGAUGGUGA
Molecule: messenger RNA, 819 nt
Organism: Epithele typhae
Lineage: Eukaryota; Fungi; Basidiomycota; Agaricomycetes; Polyporales; Epitheliaceae
Product: vitamin B6 biosynthesis protein
Exons: 9
Coding region: 1-819 (272 amino acids)
Biological process (GO): pyridoxal 5'-phosphate biosynthetic process; amino acid metabolic process; pyridoxine biosynthetic process
Molecular function (GO): amine-lyase activity
Source: RefSeq, a predicted model, not a curated record